AUGGCUACGUUAACACAGAAGAAUGCUACCUCUCGAACUCCUGUAGAGAUAUGGCUCGUUAUUUUCCGCUUCUACCUUGGGCCAUCUCAAUCGGAUUCCAACUACAACACAAUCGGCAGCUAUGCGCGGGUCUUUAGAGCGAGCAUUAUCUCUGCUCUUCGUGAAUUUUCACUCGCUGAGAGGAAAAGAUUGAAGCUGCGUCUCGUAUGUCGCGCCUGGCGGAGAGUUGCAGAUAUACUAGAGGAGAGACUCGUCGUCAGCUGUCUUGACGGGAACGAUUGGCCUCAAAGCCACCGAACAGAUUCAGCAAGUUGCGUCUAUUACGUGCCUUCAGAUUAUCUUCGGCAUGUUGCGCAUAUCGCACGCUGGAGAGCUCGUUAUCAGUUGCCAUUUGCCAUGAAUAGUACCCUCAUUCGAUUCGGGGUUAAUGCUUCGACAGCACGGGUCCUUCAUAUAAGCGGUAUGAGCGUCGAGAUCCCGGAUGAAAGGGGGAACAAGUCGAUAGCGGCUAGCCCGACCGUCGAAGUCCUUGAUUGGGCUAUUUGUCACCGUACCGAGGCAGUUCAUGGACUAGCCCAUCCAGCAUUCUGUCGCCUUGUGGCACUCAAACUCACCAUCGACUUUCCAUUCCCGCGACUCGCUGCAACUAAACACUUUCAGCUUCCUCGCCUCCGUUAUCUUUACCUCACAAUUGACAAAAGUUAUGUCCAGUCAUCACAUGGAGGCUCCUUUUCAUCUUGGAGGUUUCCAAUGCUCGUGAUGUUCCAAUUGUGGGCCAAGUCGGCCUCGUGGCCGUUGUGGGAAGAAACUCAAGACUUUCUUCGUGCUCAUGCCCAAACCCUUGAAGAAAUUUCGACGACCGGUCUUCGUCGACUCUCACGCAAUGAGAAUAGCACCAAUUUUGCUCCUCUGCGCAAAUUGUGGUCCGAGUUUCAUGCCAUUCGUCUAUAUGGCUUUUCUAACUUGCAUGAAUUUGCCGAUGCCUUGCCGUCUAUACCGGACAUUUGGCUCAACAAGUCAAUAAAAUCAUCAUCGAGGUCGAGAAAGUUCCGUGUCAUUCUCGGAAAUGCGGCUAAGAUUCCAGUAGAGAUAUGGAUCUCUAUUUUCAGACUCGUUCUCGGCCCCUCCUUGUCUGAUCCGUAUCAAUCGUCGCUCCAAGCAUACACCAUCGCACUCUUUACGGCGUUUCGAACAUUUGAGUUAUACAAGAGUAGAGAGCAGAGAAGAGGUCGACUUAGGAGAGUUUGUCGAUAUUGGAAGAACAUUGCCGAUGCGCUGGACGAUCGUCUCGUCGUCAUCUGUCCUGACGGCUUUACCUGGCCAAGGGGCCAGGAUCCAAAGGGCGCAAAGCGGGUGUUUUACUUCUGGGUAUCCAAUAAUCCGUCCUGUCUUGUUGAUGCAGACCGGAUGAAGACUGCCAACUGGCAACCAAAAGAACGGGGAGUGGCGACAUAUCAAUUUCCCUCUCCUAUCGACCCAACGGCAUACAUAGCACCUGCUAUGGAUAUCAUUAACUGCUUACUGGACAUCCCGGAAGACGCGCCACUGUCCAUUUGUUCCAAAACAUCGCCCAAGUCGCUCUACUACCAGUACUACGGCAAUCAUGAAAACCCUCUACGUGGACUUUGGCACCCGUUAUUUCGACAUCUUACCGCCCUCCAUCUUCGUGUAGACUUUCCGUUUUAUUGGACCUAUCCUCUCGAUCACCUAACCCUCCCCGAACUGCGCUAUCUCUACCUCGACAUAUGUCUGCGAUUAUCAUCUCUGCCUCACGAUCAUGUAGGAACGUCAGUACUUACUUGGAGAUUUCCAAAACUUCAAAUCCUCGGACUUUGUCCAAGGUUGGAAUACCGGGUUAUAGAGCGUGAAAUCUCGGUACUACUUGCCGCUCAUGCAGGUACCCUGGAGGAGCUCGAGCUUUUCCAGACGACGAAAGGUGACGUGACAGAGGCAGUCGAAUGGAGCAAAUUCACAGUGCUGAAGAGACUGCAUAUUUCAAGCCUUCAUUUAGUCCAUCGUAUUAUCCCAGCUUUGCUGGGCAACUGCACCGGUUCGGACCCCUCUUCAUCCGAAUCUCUGCUAGAGGUUCACUUCGCCGAGGCGUGGCUCAGGCGUCAGGAAUUCCUUGAAUUAGAACUUGCCCUUCAGCACUAUCCGCACGCUUUUGCGCGAGUGAAGUUUUGUUUGGAUGUGACGUGGAACGAAUUGGCAGAUACAAUCAGAGGAAGCACAGAAGGCAGGGAUUGUAUCCUCUCUCCAUCACUGCGAAUGGAGAGUCUCAAUGUGGUCGACAUAGAAGGCCAGGCUUUGGAUAGUCCAGCAGGGCUCCGUGCUCUACAAGUGGCCAGAUAG
Molecule: messenger RNA, 2352 nt
Organism: Serendipita indica DSM 11827
Lineage: Eukaryota; Fungi; Basidiomycota; Agaricomycetes; Sebacinales; Serendipitaceae
Source: the annotation of a GenBank genome assembly